Caenorhabditis angaria is the source of this 2870-nucleotide messenger RNA. Lineage: Eukaryota; Metazoa; Nematoda; Chromadorea; Rhabditida; Rhabditidae. The record is from the annotation of a GenBank genome assembly.
AUGUUGCCGACGACACUUUCACAACGAGAAAUUGAGCCGACCUCUUCGUUUCCAAGUGUUUCUGCGUAUUUCGAUGAAGAUUAUUUGGUAAAAUCGCUUCGAAGAACAAGUGUUCUCAAUGGACACGACGGACCUGUAAAUGCGUUGAGAUGGAAUAAAAAAGGAACUCUUCUAGCAUCUGGAUCGAAUGAUAAAAAGAUCAAAAUUUGGCAAAAUGGAACUAACAAUUUAUUGCAUUCACUAGAGGAUGAUAACUUGGCAAAUAUAUUUUCGGUGGAAUUUUUGCCGGGCUCAAAUGACAAUGUCAUUUUGAGUGGUGGUGAUGAUAAACUAUUGCAUAUUAAUCACAUUGAAAGUGAGUUUAAAUUUAAAAAUUGAAAUUGGUGUGAUGUGUAUAUAGAUUUUUCAGACAAUGUUUCGAACACAAUAAGUGUAGAUGCGAUUGUGCGAAGAAUAUGCAGUUUGGAAAGUGAGCCGAAUAGUUGUUGGCUGGCAACAGAAGACGGACAUUUGCGACAAAUUGAUACGAGAAUAAAUGAAGUCAAUAUACUAAUGUCGUUACCGGAAAGUUCGGCGAUUAUUAAAACUAUGGCAGUUUGCGCCGAAAGACCGUUUAUUGUGAGUUGCUUUCUCUCGAGGUUUUUGGGAAAAAAUUAUUCUGAAUUUCAGAUGGCCCUAGGAUUGGAUGAAGCUGAAGUGCCACUUUAUGAUCGUAGAAUACCUUCGAGACCAUUCCUUAAACUCAAACCGGGUGAUAGUCAUACAUAUGAACAUAAAACAAAUCAUGUAGAAUUCAGUAAAAAUGGCCAGGAAUUAAUUGUGAAUCAAUUGGGAGGAUCAAUUGUAAUAUUCGAUACACAAAGAGGAAAGAAUCCUCAAACCCUUGAUGAUGCCUAUAAAUUACUCGAAGAUCCCGCAGAAUUUGAGAUGAUUCAUCGAAACAAUUUGCCAUUUGAAGAACUUCGACAUCCACGUUCACAUAUUUUAGUGGAAAAGAAUUAUUUGAAAGGAUAUGAUUAUUAUGGCGAAUUAAUGGCGACGACGAAAAUUAGGGAUUUGAGAUUUUUGAGUGUUUUGCAUUCGAAUCGAGCGACUUGUUUGAAUGAAAGAUUAUAUCCUGGUGACUGGUGGCAUUCGAUAAAGGAAUGUGUGAAAGCGUUGAAACUUCAUCAGGGAAAUUCGAAGGCGAUUUGGCGGAUGGGACAAGCGGCGGUGGGGAUGGAGAAUUAUGAUUUGGCGUAUAAAUGUUGCGAGGUUUUUAAGAAACGAUUCCCGAAUGAUGAGUCGAUAUCGAAAAUUGAAAAGCAGGUAUGGUUUUGUUGUUUGCUCCAGCUCUAGGCUCUCUAAUAUUACGCAAAUAAUUAUUAGAGCGAAUUUAUUGGCCGAAUUCUCGACAUUUCUAUUCAUAAUUUAAUUUCCAGCUCGAACAACGUUCCGAAUUGUCAUCCCGUGCAGCUCGAAUCCGCUAUGAUAUUAUGGAUUACAAGGAGAGAUAUUUGGGAAGUUAUAACAAAAACAACACAAAUAUCAGAAAUGCCAACUUUUUCGGAUCCAAUGAUCAAUAUAUUGGUGAGUAGAAUUUCAACAACAAAAAACACUUUUUCUUUUUCAAGUUGGUGGAUCUGAUUGUGGUUCGAUGAUUAUUUGGUCGAGAGCAACUGGAGGAAUUUUGGGAAUGUGGAAAAGCACGUUGAAAAAUGCGAAUAUUUGUGAACCGCAUCCGGAAUUGUUGAAAAUUGCCGCAUCUGGAGAGGAUCCACAUAUUCGAAUGUUUGAGUGUUGUUUUGAGGAGAAACCGAAACGCGAUGAAGAGGAGGUUUGUGAGAAAUGUGCUAGGAAAAAAGUUACGACGUGCGAGGAGACUUCAAAAAUUAUGAAUUUUUCAAAGUAGCACAAAUUUUGAAACUAAGUUUUUUUUCAAAUUAUUUCCGCACAUUUUUUUACCAUUUUUGUCAAUUUUCUUCAGAAAUUUUAAAAAUCAUACCUAGCGGAUAUAGAAAAAUGCUUUGACUGGGAAUCGAAAAAAAUUUAUCAGAAUUUUAGAGAUUUUGAGAUUUCGCGGCAAAAAAUUUGAAUUUCGAUUUUUUGGCGCCAAAAGUUAUAUGUUUGAACUUUCAAAUUUCGCGUAUAAUCUGAGCAAUGAAUUUUUUGCUUUUGUUUUUUUAAAUAAAAAUGAAAACUUUUUUUUAAGGAUUUUUUUAAAACAAAAAAUUACUGUCUCAAAAAUUGCAUAUUUUCAAAAUAAAAAAAAAUUUCAACAAUUUUUCAUCGUCUAAGAAGAAAUGUUAACUUUUCGAUUUUUUAUCUGGAAAAAUCAUAUUCCUAAUCAUCGGAACCUUUGCCACGUCAUAACUUGGUUUCACCAUUCAGCGAGCUCAAAUUUGUCAGUUAUCAAACUACUUUUUUUCCAGGAUAAUGAUGGUCCAUACGAGGACCCUUAUAAAUACUUGAAAGAAUAUUCAUCCCAACGAACCAUCAAUCUUGUCCCUGUUUACGUGGAACCUGAAGUGGAACAGCGUCAAGGCAGAGGUCGUCGACGUCGUUUUAGUGAGACUGGUUUUGAGAGAAUUUUCGAGAGAGGUUUCAAUCUGCGUUUGUUAUCUCGAACUAAUCCUUGAAUUAUUCAGUUCAACUAUUAAUGUAUUUUUACUUGCCGUAUGAUGUACUUUGUAUCCAUCCAUGUUCUAAUUAAAUUCAUUUAUCCAUUCAUUAAAAUCUUUUGAAAAGAGAAAGAAAACCCGGAAAUUGUUUGGAUUCAGGUCCCGUUUCCCAUUUUACAAAUCCAUUUUUUUCCAGCCAAGAAAGAUUCGUCAAAUUUAUUUGCUGAAGCUAUUUCACAAUACUUUCAAUCAAAAGUAUUUGAUGGCUGA